Molecule: messenger RNA, 2968 nt
Organism: Stomoxys calcitrans (stable fly)
Lineage: Eukaryota; Metazoa; Arthropoda; Insecta; Diptera; Muscidae
Product: 27 kDa hemolymph protein
Exons: 1
Coding region: 391-1296 (301 amino acids)
Source: RefSeq, a predicted model, not a curated record
UAAAUUAGUGCAUAUAUAGAAAUCUUAUCGCUCUCACAGUUAACGAGUGGGAAGGAGUGCACGACACUCAAUCUCGACAAACACAUCAUAUUGCAGAGCUGAGCAGAACAACAGAGAGGCAGGCAAACAAAGCACAAAGCAAGUUAAACCACAAAAGUCAAAGUGCGACAGUUUCAGUUCCUCUAUAACACUCAACCGAAUAGCUGAAUGGAAACAAAUGCAGUGACAUUCUCCGGUCGUUAUUGAUUCGCUAACUCACGUUACUCUGUUUCUAAAGUCAGCAAAAAUUUAUAUUGCGAAACGGGUUGGCAUAAAUAAAAAAGGCAGACGCUGUGAUUCAUACAUAGAACAUUAGCUUGGGAAGACCUAUAGCCAAUUGAAGAUUCUAUCAUGGAAGUGCCAACUUUGGUUUUCGUGUUCUUUGCGGUUGCAUUCAUGACAGUACAGGCCGAACUAGAUUUGAGCAACAUAAACGUAAAUGAUUUACAAAAUCAAUUACCCGCAGAGUUGCCCAAGACCAAUCUUACCCUAGACGAUGCCAAAACAUUGAUCAAAGACAAAUGCAUACAACAGGCUGGCAAGGAAAACGGUACAGCAGCCUUCGACGAGAUCGAAGCAUCAACCAUGACAUUGGCCGAAUGUGUUAAUGGCAUAAUCAAUUUUACCGCUAUACAAGAGGAAAUCAACAUUGCCUCACCAAACGGCGAUCUGGAUGUGGUGUUCAACAAGUAUUGUUCAAAAAAACCUCAGGCCAUAGCCUGCAUUGAAACGUUCAGUUCGAAAAUAACCCCCUGUCUGGACGAAGAGGAGCGCGAGAGUCAAAAUGUUCUAAUGCGUAUUGUUAAGAGCCUUCUCAACUUUGUAUGCCACAAGGAUGGUGACCAAAUUGCACUCUUCAUUGCCGAAAAGGGUCCCGAAUGCUUGGAAGCCAACAAGGAUGGCAUACAAAACUGCAUUAAUAGCACAUUCUCUGGUUAUGUACCAGCCGAGGGCAUAGAUAAUGUCAAGACUUUGCCCAAACUAGUCAUGGGCACGCAACAAUGUGAUGACAUUGAACAAUUGGAAGCAUGCAUUGUUAGGAAACUAGAGACCUGUAAUGACACAACACCGGCCAACAUUGCCGAAUCCAUGUUUCGGUUCAUUAAAAAUGAAACCAUUUGCCGCACAGCCAAAGCCCAUAAACAGACUGGCAUUAGUGGAACGGCCAACAAUGCUGGUACAUUAAGUAUGCAAGCGAUCUUCUUCAUAAUAUUCAUACAGUUAGUGACGUACUUGAAACGUAAGCAGUUUGUUUAAAAUGUAGGCACCAUUUUCCUCAGUCUUUAUAUUAACAUACAUAUAUAAUUAUAUACUUCUUUUUUUUUUGGUUUGUAGCCUAUAUUCUCAGUUUUCGUAAUUUCAGGGUUAGCUACCGGUUAAAAGUACUAAUAGUUUAUAGAAAAAAAGAAUGUAGAAAAAAGAAACUAAAGGAGGGGGAGAUAUAGAGAGCGGGAUGGUGACACUUUUUGUUAUAGCAAAAUCAUCCAACUAAAAAAAAGUGAGUGAACAGUCUAUAAAACACAAAAACAAAUCCUUUAUUGAAAUAAAGUGAUGUGAAAUUGUGGUGCAACGAAUAGUUUCUAUUGAAAUCCCAAAACAUGAUUGCAUUUUGCAAAUAACUACACUAUACUCUUUGGCAGCAGGUGUGUUUCUCAGUACAGUUCGAUGGGUUCCUAUGUUUGUUCAAAACGAACUCAAUACACUUGACCUUUUCUCUUUAUUUAAUUACAUUAUGCUCUCUAUGUCAAUUCAUUUAUUUUCAGCAAUCAGAUUGAUGUAUGUCUGUCUGCCUAUGCUUGGCAAAAACAAUUUUUGAUUUGAAAAAAGUAUAUAAGCAGACUUCUUUGCUGCUUUUUGAAUAUUCAAAAAGUUAAAUUGUCACAUUUGUUAUCGCCACUAGAGUUUUAUAUAUAUACACGAAACAAAAAUGAAUUGAAAAUAAAUAUGGAAGAGAACAUUGUGGGUAUUUGAAUUGGACCACAUACCCACACAUUCAUUUAUACAGGCGUAUAAUGAAAUUCCAAAACUAAGAAAUGUUAAAUUACCCAUAAAACAACAACAAACGACCUUGCACCUUUUUAUGAAAUUCACACACAGAUUGAUAUGUUAUUUUCAUGCAUAUAGAGCUGGCCAUGUAGUUGGUUCCUAACCAAACUCCAUCUACCUACCUAUCUAUCUAUCUAUCCCCGUUAGGUGAACAAAAAUUAUAAUUACAUAUAGUUGAAUAAGUAUCAAAGUUUACUUAAUUUAAAUAGAAAUCUAAUUGUAAGCGUUGAAAUUGUAACGCUGACAUGUAAACAAAUGUUUGCCAAUGACAAAUAUUGUUUACUAGUAACACUAUGCUCUAAAUUCGCAAGUUAAUAUUUAGUAAUCUCAAAAUUUAAGGAUACUUAGAUGAAAAAAACAAACAAAUAACGAAAAACAAAGCAAAACAAAAAAAAUCUAUAUAGGAACAAUAUAAACAUUUUGUACGUACAUUCUAUACGAAAUCUCCUUAUCAAUUGAAUUCUCUGCAAUUUUUAUUUUCAAAUGUAAUCUCGCGUAUAUACACAUUUAUAUAUUUUCCUCAACGAAAACAAUCACAAAGGGGCAAGCAAUCACUCAAUCGUUCGUUCAAUCCUUGGUGUAUAUUAUUGUUGAUGGUGCUGCUGCUGCUGUUGUAUUGUCUUACAACAAAAUUCAUAUGACUAAUUUAAGCUGAGCUGUAUCAGCUAAAGGAAUAUUUUCUGAAUCAUAAGUUAAAGAUAAUAAUUACAGCAUAAUGGACUCUUUUUUAUUUUGUUUUAAAAUUCUAUAAUUCUUUUAUUUGUUUUUUUUUUUUUUAAAGCAUAUCUACAUACAUAAAUUGCUUCAACUCGACUAUUUUUUGUAUUAAUGUAUUUGAAAUAAUUAGUUUUUUUUGAAAUUAAAUAAAUUCGAAAGAAAAAAA